This is a messenger RNA of Aspergillus fumigatus Af293, 1824 nucleotides long. Its product is annotated as putative Na+/H+ antiporter. Gene Ontology annotation, molecular function: antiporter activity. Gene Ontology annotation, biological process: proton transmembrane transport. Gene Ontology annotation, cellular component: membrane. The record is from RefSeq and is a predicted model, not a curated record. NCBI's taxonomy places the organism in Eukaryota, Fungi, Ascomycota, Eurotiomycetes, Eurotiales, Aspergillaceae.
AUGGUAGCCUUACAAAAUGCAUUGGCAUAUCAUGAGCCAGGGAUCAAAACUAUUCUGAUCCAAACUAGCUUUCUGCUUGCCCUCAACUGGGUGAACACCCUACUUGAUAAGCUGAUCUACUGCGGGCUUAUUGGGCAGCUUCUCAUUGGGAUUGCAUGGGGAGUUCCCGGAGCCAACUGGCUAGAACUGGACGUUCAGAAAACCAUUCAGCAGUUGGGAUAUCUCGGGUUGCUUCUCUUGGUGUACGAGGGUGGCCUUUCAACAUCAUUCUCCCAAUUGAAAUCAAACAUUGGUCUGUCCUCCAUGGUGGCGAUCACCGGGAUAGCUGUGCCUAUGGCAUUAUCCUUCAUCCUGAUGAGCUUACUAUCAGCGACUCCUCUUCAAGCAUUUGCCGCCGGUGCGUCCCUCUGCUCAACCAGUAUCGGAACCACAUUCACCAUCCUGUCCACGACGGGAUUGGCAAAGACCAGGUUGGGUAUCGUCCUGGGCAGCGCAGCGAUGAUGGACGAUGUCGCAGGCUUGGUGAUGGUUCAAAUCAUCUCGAGUCUGGGUAGUGCGAAUCAAGAAUCGUCCUUCGACCCGGUGGUCGUGAUCAGACCCAUCUUUGUUGCCGUUGGGUUUGCUUUGGGGCUUCUUCUCAUUUGGCGGUUUGUCGUUGUGGCGGUCGUACGGAAAUAUCAGGCGCACGCGAUUCGAAUUCCUGGCUGGAUGAGGUCUCUGAAUGUCGCAUUGGUUAUCUACAUGCUCUAUCUCAUUGGACUGGUCACCAGCGCACAGUACGCAGGCACGUCGGGACUCUUCGCUGCAUAUCUGGCUGGGGCUAGCAUUUCCUGGCUUGACGAGAUGAUGGCCACUGGUGAAAAACAGCCAAAGACCGAGAUCCCAGCCAAUGACCAGCGUAAACAUCGACCGGGGAGCAUUGAAAUGCAAACUCGCCUCACUCGCGACGCAAAUCAUACGCAAAGAAGUCACAGAGAAACCGAGUCCACCGCCCAUACGGUAACCACUGUGCAUUCCAAGCGACCAACUGGAGAACUUACGUUCGAAACUUUCUGCAAAGAGCCCCUCAAGCGGAUUUUGAGCCCACUAUUUUUUGCUUCGAUAGGGUUCUCCAUUCCAAUCACGAAAAUGUUUGAAGGGAGGGUAGUAUGGCGAGGCGUCGUCUACACUCUUCUCAUGGCCUUUGGCAAGCUAGUGACCGGAUUAUUGCUGAUGCGGCUGACUUUACGCGGAUCAAAGCUGUUGAACAAGGCGAAGAAGGUUUUACUCGGGUUUGCCACUGUGAGAGCGGCCAAGUCAUGCAAGACCAAACCUCAGCUGGACAGUGACUGCUCACGCGCCCCAGCGCAAGGAGAGAUACAAAGCGAUGGACCAAAGAGAGAAGAAAGCCAACUUCCCGAAUCAGACUCGCGCACGCAGGACUCUCAAUUUCCAGCGGCAACAGCGGUAAAUGACUCACCACAAGAAGGCCUUUGUCCUCCUGUAGCACGACUCAGCAGCUCACGGCUUCCUCUCAGGCCCCGCUCGUUGUAUCCGGCGUCGAUUCUGGGUUUGGCUAUGGUGGCGCGAGGCGAGAUUGGCUACCUCAUCGCAUCACUGGCCGAGGCGGAUGGGAUCUUCUUCCCUCAUUCGUCCUCAUCUCCCAGAACCGAUAGCCAAGAGGUAGCCUCUGAGAUCUAUCUGGUGGUCAUCUGGGCCAUCACCCUCUGCACUUUCAUUGGGCCCCUUUGUGUCGGGUUUUUAGUGAAGAGGGUAAAAACCCUCCAGAGACUUCGAACCCAAUCUGGCGGCGAAGACCCUCUAGGCGCAUGGGGCGUCUCUUGA